Molecule: messenger RNA, 2183 nt
Organism: Anolis sagrei ordinatus
Lineage: Eukaryota; Metazoa; Chordata; Lepidosauria; Squamata; Anolidae
Gene: COX20
Product: cytochrome c oxidase assembly factor COX20
Biological process (GO): mitochondrial respiratory chain complex IV assembly
Cellular component (GO): mitochondrial inner membrane; mitochondrion
Source: RefSeq, a predicted model, not a curated record
GAGGAAGGAGGCGCGCGGGAUCGGGAGCGCGCGCUGCUCCGUGACCCAUCUCACUGAACAAAGGAUUCUCGCUUAACAAAUCUCCUCUGCGGACCUAAAAUGGCGCCCGUCCUCUCUCCGCACACCACGGAGGCGCGAGUGGCUAGAGCGGCAGCUUCCAGGCCUCGAGGCCUCUCUUGCUGCAGCUCACUCGCUGGUUGAGCGUGAGGGAAGAGAGGAGAGGCCUGGCUCGGCAUGGCGGGCGAGCAGGGAGGGGAGCAGGCGAAGUCUUUUAAGCUGCUGGGAAUACUUGAUGUCAAAAAUGUCCCUUGUGCUCGAGAAUCAUUGCUCUAUGGAUCUUUGGGUGGCAUCACGGUGGGCCUUGGACACUUUUUGGCAACUAGCAGAGUGAGACGAUCCUGUCACUUUGGAAUGGGAGGUUUUAUCCUGACAACUCUGGGAUGUUGGACCUAUUGUAGGUACAAUAAUGCAAAAUUAAGAAUUCAGCAACGCAUGAUUCAAGAAGGGAUUAGAAACAAGAUUUUGUAUGAAAGCACCCAAUUUGAUCCAGAGAAGAAGACAAUGAAAAACACUGAAGAAAGUCGUUCGUAGUUUUCAUAAUAAUUAUUAAGAAAUUGCAAUUAUUAUUUUUAACUUUUAUGAAACCAAAACCAAGAAAUCAUGGGACUUUCUUGCUGCUUAUGUCACUUAACAGGUCCUCCUAACCAAGUGGCUUAUUUUCAAGACCCAGUUUGUGUUUCACUUUUAUUCAUGUUUCACCUUUGAUGUAUGUGCAGCUGUUUUUAGAGGGAAAACCUGAUCUGCUUCAGAUUGGCAAAAUCUAACAAGAAAGUACUUAAUCAGGAUGAAUAGCUUCAGUGUUUUCAGUGUUCAGAGUUUUCAGUGAUAAUGAUAGCAACGACAUCAAAUUAGAGUUUGGCUGCAAUACCUAAGAAGGGAAUAAAUUAAAUUUAUUUAAAUGUUUAAUUUAUUCCCUUCUUCAUUCUCUGGCCUAACCAGAAACCAUAUUUGAUUAAACUUGGUGGGGCUUGCCUCCGAGUAGAUCAAAAUGGGAUAGAACUAAAUUCUUUAUGUCUCCAGCUCAAUUGGAAACUUGCAUCCUGUCAUAUUGUGCUUAUUUACAUGUGCUUUGUCAGGUGAUCAUACAAGACCUCUUUUUUUUUUACCAUUGCUCUGCGCAAGAGAACAGUGCUACAUAAAAUCUCCCUCAAAUGGGCUGUUGCUACAACACCAAAGUUUAGAUCACUACAAGAUACUAAAGAAUUCUGGUUUAUUUAUUUAUUUUUCUUUAAUAUAAUUGUAUACAUCUCUUGUGCCUAUCUAUGUUGCUUCUACAGAAGUAUGUUUAAAGAGGCAUUUUCUAUCUCUAGUAAAAUUUGACAUAGUAGUGUUUCAAGAAGAACAUUGUGUAAAAAAGGUGGCAUGAAAGAGGAAUCUGAACAAAGAUGCCAUAAUCCCAACUCAAAGAACUGUGAGGGGAGCAUCCCUUUUUCUUCUUGUUGUAAUAACUCUUAGAGACAAGCUACUGUUUUGUGCUGUUUUUGAACAUACACCUCUGCAAACACUUUCAUCAAAAAAAGUGACCAUUUGUUUGCAGAGAUUGCUUUUGAGCCUAAACAGCUUGUAAUAAUACAAUCUAGAUAUACCUUUAAUGAUUUUUGUAGUUUAUCAAAAUAUGUGUUUAACUGAAGAGAUUGUUCUCUAUAUUUCAUGUUUUCAGUAUAGCUUAGAAUAUAAAAUAUUCAUUUUUAAGAAGACAAAUUGAGAUCUAUGUUGAAUGUUGUGAGAUAUCAUAAUCACAUAUGCUGUUCUGUAAGCUGAUUGUUGAGUGCCUGAUUUUUUUAUUGAGAGCUGGAGUAGAUUGGAACAAACCAUAUCAUACGUAAUGAUUUAUGUGAAGCUCAGUAGGAUAUGAGUAGACCGUUCCCCAAGAGGCAUACUGCCUUUGAUAUGUGUUGUGACUAGUUAUUGAUAAUCAUGUCUUCCAGUCAUUUGUCCCAUCUUCUGACCUUAGUUGCUUCUUUAAAACGACUCACUUGUGAGUGAGUUUGGAUGAACUAAAGUUUUAACAUUGCUGUGACUCAGUAGGACUUUCCAACAAACGUGUCUAUUGCACAGCAGUGUACACAACCAUCUGCAGAGCACUCAAGUAUGCUAAUAAAUAAUACUAGAAUUAUGCUGAA